Molecule: messenger RNA, 300 nt
Organism: Lactuca virosa
Lineage: Eukaryota; Viridiplantae; Streptophyta; Magnoliopsida; Asterales; Asteraceae
Source: the annotation of a GenBank genome assembly
GAAGACGAUGAGCUGCCUGAGGGGUACUACAACAACCUUAUUAGAACAUUAAAGCAACAUGUAGAUUCAAAGGAGAACUCUGUUGAACUGAUCAGCCUUAGGAAGAAGGUUGUGGAGUUGGAGUUUCUGCUUUCAAAGGAAAAGUCAUUUGUUGACAAGCUUGAGAAGAAUAUAACAAAGGAGAAGCAAGUUGUGAUGAUGCUUAACAACAAAUUGGAAGCUUCCAUACAGCAAAAUUUCAUGUUGAAAGUUUUGGUUGUGAUGAUUCUGUUGGGUGUUGCACUUUGGUGCUUUAAGUAG